AUGCCUGGCCGGUACCGGUCGAUUUCGUGGCCGUGGAGCCGCGGGGAGGCAGGUGAGGCGCGUCGGUGUGUGGCGCAGGGAGCUGGGCGGGUGCAUGGAGAGGAGGCAGCGCGGGGAGUUGGGCUGGUGGCGCUGGGAGCCGAGGCCGCACUGGUCGGCGACGGAGGGAGGUCGUCGCCGGAGAUAAAAGGAGGAGACGGAGGGGAAGGGGAUCUCGACCUUGUGGGGUCGUGGCGAGGUGCGUCGACAGUGGUUAGUGAAGGUGGGGUGCAGGCCGCGACGGGGGGCGAGCGCGACGCCGCAUGGUGGGAGGUGGUAGGGGGUGGGGCGCCGCCGCGCGGUAGGAAGUUGUCAGGGUGGUCGUGCGGCGGUGCUUGGAGGGAGAUGGAGCGGCGGGGCUGGGAAGGGGAGAUCGUGGGGAAUGGCGUCGAGGGCUGUGAAGGUGGCGCUGCUGCUCGCGGCGGUGGCGACGACGUGCGCGCUGGCGCAGCUCCACGAGAAGUUCUACGGCGAGACGUGCCCCAGCGUGGAGGAUGUCGUGAGGAAGGAGAUGGUGAAGGCGCUGUCACUGGGUGCUUCGUCAGGGGGUGCGACGGCUCGGUUCUGCUGGACUCGGCCAACAAGACGGCGGAGAAGGAUACGCAGCCGAACCAGACGCUGCGAGGCUUCGGCUUUGUCGAGAGGGUGAAGGCCGCGGUGGAGAAGGCCUGCCCCGACACCGUCUCCUGCGCCGACAUCCUCGCCCUCAUUGCCAGGGACGCAGUAUGGCUGCAAGGGUCCAUUCUGGACAGUUCCUCUCGGCCGGCGAGACGGCAGCGUGUCCAUUUCCAACGAGACCGACGCUCUGCCACCCCGACCCCCAACUUCACCGUGCUCACCCAGCUCUUCGCCGCUGUGAACCUCGACGCCAAGGACCUCGUCGUCCUGUCCGCCGGGCACACGAUCGGGACGUCGCACUGCUUCUCCUUCUCCGACUGGCUCUACAACUUCACCGGCAUGGAGAACCCCAGCGACAUCGACCCCACGCUAGAGCCGCAGUACAUGAUGCGGCUCAAGAGCAAGUGUGCAAGCCUCAACGACAACACCACCCUCGUGGAGAUGGACCCCGGCAGCUUCAAGACCUUCGACACCGACUACUUCAAGCUGGUGAGCAAGCGGAGGGGCCUCUUCCACUCCGACGGCGCCCUCCUCACCGACCCCUUCACCCGCGCCUACGUCCAGCGCCAUGCCACCGGUGCCUUCAAGAACGAGUUCUUCGCCCACUUCGCCGACUCCAUGAUCAAGAUGGGCAACGCCAACCCGCUCACCGGAAGCCAAGGUGAGAUCAGAAAGAAGUGCAGCGUGGUCAACCAUUAAACCACCGACGAAGUACAAGGCCGUUUUGAUUUGUAACAAUCUUUUUUCCUUGUAAAUUACUGUAAGAUUGUUAUAGCUCCUUUCUCUCCUAAAUCUUUUUCUUUCAUUAACUUAUUGUUUCGUUACAACCAUGUUAGUUCCUUGUACACAGGACGAACACUUUGAUAUUGCCACCUCUGACGUGUCGUCCAUUGUCAUCUGGAGAUUAUUCAUGUCACGGUUA
This is a messenger RNA of Triticum aestivum (bread wheat), 1579 nucleotides long. RefSeq names its product peroxidase 1-like. The coding region runs from base 1 to 1356 and encodes 451 amino acids. Gene Ontology annotation, molecular function: peroxidase activity; heme binding. The transcript has 4 exons. Lineage: Eukaryota; Viridiplantae; Streptophyta; Magnoliopsida; Poales; Poaceae. Gene Ontology annotation, biological process: response to oxidative stress; hydrogen peroxide catabolic process. The record is from RefSeq and is a predicted model, not a curated record.